GUGUUGAUUUUAAUAAAACUAGAAAAUUGUUGUAUUGUAUAGUUUUAGUUUACCUCUUCAUUGAGUAGACUACUUUAAAAUUAUGUAUGAAUUUGAUUUCGAUGAUCAAUAAAUCAAUAUAAUUAAAAAUUAUUUCUAGGCUAAAACAUUAUGUUAACUUUUAUUUCUGAAACUCUGAUAUUUUGUAAUUUGUUUAUACUGGUUAUUAAUAAUAUAGUGGUAUGGGCAAUACAUUUUUACUGAAAUAAUCACAUUUUUAAUAUAAUGUUACAUUAUUUACGUAAUAAGUCAAGACCUACCUAAUACCUAUAUAUCUAAGUACAUCAUGAAUAGUAGGGACAUUGUUCAAUUAACUUAAAAUUAGUGUAACAAAAAUCGUUAAAUUUUGUUUAUAUAGGUAACUACUCAAUUUCAUUAAGAGUUGCACUUCAAAAGACAAUAAAAAAGUUGAUUAUAAGCAAAUGAUGAUUUUCUUACUCCACUAAGAUGUGCGGAUUCACAGUUUAGGAUUGGCAGUACCAGUACCAUACUUGGAGACAAUAUGUGUUAUAGAUCCUUUCAUGAUUUUUUUUUUUUUUUUUAAUACAAUUUGUAGACACGCAGGAACAACUAAAAACUAUGGAAACUAUCAAACAAUAAUAUCGCGUUUAGAAUUUAUUGCAAUUACGAAUUUUACAUAAAGACUGCAGCAAGGUGGCGGAUUUGAGUCAUAAUCACAACGGUGUAUAUCUACGGUAUAUCAUUACACGCGAGAACGACAAUAACUGUCAUGCGGUUAUUUUGGAUACGACGAAAUAGAUUUCGUUUUUUUUUCGUCGGAUAAAAUCCGAUGAUAUUCGAACACGGUUUACACUGCAGCAUAAUGUUUUGGUUGAACCUAUCGAUACUGAUCGCGACGAUGGGCGGCGAGUGGUGCAUGCCUGCGGCGGCCGAGUUCGUGAUCACCGCCGGACAGGACGACGAACCGCUGUCGCAGUUCGACCGCGGCAGCUCGGCCGACGAAAGAUCGGAUUUGAGGCACCUCCGACGGUGGCAGAAGGAAAUGGAGGUGGACUCGUCCACGGGUCGGCCGGCAGCGUCACCGACGACGAAACCUACCGUGUCGUGGCGGUCCCGAUUUUCCACCGGCUUUCUCCGUCGUCGGCCGAACGACAUCGACAAAAGGCCCGCGGCGCGCCGUCGCGUCACCCACCGCCCGAAGGACAUAGGCGGCGCGGACACGCCGGAACAAGUGACCAGCUACGACUACAUCGACAGCGGAAGUCCGAAAACCGCGAAAUCCUCCGUCGCGAAAUCCACUGCCACGAAAUCCACCGUCGCCGCUAGAAUCCUGUUCAGCACCGAAGACGAGUGCGUGUCGGCCAACAAAGGACGAGCUUGCGUGUGUUUUAUGACCGAUUUCUUGGAUCUGAUCGUCCAACGGUUGGACGAAACGGUCGACGACGAAGACGACGCGGCCGCCGCGGUGCCGUUGAAUUGUCAUUCGUUCAAGUCAGUCCCGACGGCGUUUCUCGUGUAUCCCGUCGCCGCGGCCGGCGGCCUUAGUGGGACGACCGCGUCCACGAUGGCCGCCGUCCCCGCGACUGUUUCGGCCGACGUGGUGGUCGAGCGAAACGGCGGCAAGAGCGGCGGGGGCCGUGGCCGCGGUGGUGUCGGCGUCCACGUCGAGAAGAAGGCCGCAGAUGUGCCGGCCGUUCCCUCGUGGAAAGAAGUAGAUUUUGACGACGUCGUCAACUACCGACUGGAGAAGUCGUCCGACGAUCAUUACGCAGUGCAAUACGGCUUGGUGGGAAACGACGCCAAAGUCCCAUGUGUGAUCAACGGUAACGGAACAAAAAUGAAUGCGUUCAAAUGGGACUUUAAAAAGGAUAAACAUAAAACUAAUUCUACGGUCGUCGGCACAGAUACAAAUAUAUUAUUGAUAUUGGGGUUGGAACCUGGAGACAGUAAAAAUUACACUUGCAUACCAAAGAUGGUCGGAGAUUCUAAAAAUGGCACUUCCUACAAGCAUUACGUUGUAGCCGUCGAAAAAGCCAUUUAUGAAAUCCGCGGCUCAGUGGUUUACAAGACUCGCGGUGAUGGUGGUUGUACACACGAUGUAACGGUUCUCGUGCAAAAACAGUUACCCAGUUCUAUGCGUAAUGAAUUGUGUCCUGAGGGAUCGUCACGGUACGCAUGCAAUGUCAUCGUCGAAAAACCAAAAUGCGCUGAAGAUAAAAGAACGAUGGAAAUAAAAUACUUAGUGACGCUAAAUGACAAAGCCAAUUAUUUGGCUCGGAUUAGAACUAGUAAGAAAGGUCGAAUCGCCCAGCGCUACCAAAAACUAUUGGCAAGAAUAUCCAGUGUCUUAGCUUCAAACCUUAACAAAACGUUGACGGUUCCAAUAAUAUCCAAGUUGUCGUUGAUUGACACAAAUUUUGAACCUGACUCCAGCCGAAUGAAUUUGAAAAAGUUUGUUUCCUGUACACCGGGUUUUGGUAUUCGGGAGGUGUUUUGCGCUGCUUGUCCACCACACCAUUAUAGUCCGGAUAAGUCGAUCGAAUGUUUGAAAUGUGUCAAGGGUUUCCAUCAGCCGGUUGCCGGAUCGGAGAAGUGCAUCAAAUGUCGUAAUAUUUUUUCCAGUGGUUGUUAUGUGAAAGAAGUUUCACCUAAAAUUUAUUAUGUUACGUGUUUAGCCUGUUUAUUGGUAUGUUCAAUUCUCGCGAUUUCGUGUGUAUUUUGUUGCCGCGAAGAGAACGAAAAAAGUAUAAGGAUAAUUCCAAGGAAAAUAAGGAAAAAAUUCAAAAAAACUAAAAAGUACAGUGUGCUGUCUUCUUCUCAAACGGAAGAUACACCAGACAGCAUUAGCAGUGUUAUAAAAAAAAAAACUGGUAAAUUAAAAAACCUUUUGAAGUUUAAAAAAAAAUCUAAACCUAAAAUAGUCGAUUCAAAAAUAAAAUUCAAUACCGUACAUGAAAAAUUUGGUGAACGAAUUCAGAAUGAUCACGUUACCAGUGAUAAUAGUACGACUGAUUAACUUUACAUUUUUGUAAAAAGUUUGUAUAAUUAUUUGAUAAAUAUUUUAUUCGUAUUAUUGUAAUACAUACAAUUUUUCCUUUUCUUCAUAUUGCAUAAUUAUUAUAUUCUGUACCUACCUAGUAGGUAUUUAUGUAAAUCCACUUGAUUUAUAAACAUAAAUAAUUUAUAUGUAUAACUAUUAUUAAAUUUAGAUAAUAUUAUGCAUUAUAUUAUAUACGUCAAUUAACAUAGCUCAAUGGUUUGAAUUUCAAUGUAAAUAUAUAUAUUAGCCUAAUUAUUGUGAUUUAUUAUAUUUCAUAUAUCUAGAAUAAUGUUAUUUAUUAAUAUAUUACC
Messenger RNA from Aphis gossypii (cotton aphid), 3351 nucleotides. RefSeq lists its product as uncharacterized. The record is from RefSeq and is a predicted model, not a curated record. The coding region runs from base 830 to 3016 and encodes 728 amino acids. NCBI's taxonomy places the organism in Eukaryota, Metazoa, Arthropoda, Insecta, Hemiptera, Aphididae. The transcript is spliced from 8 exons.